Rhagoletis pomonella (apple maggot) is the source of this 1905-nucleotide messenger RNA. RefSeq lists its product as uncharacterized. Lineage: Eukaryota; Metazoa; Arthropoda; Insecta; Diptera; Tephritidae. Gene Ontology annotation, biological process: DNA integration. The transcript is spliced from 4 exons. The record is from RefSeq and is a predicted model, not a curated record. Gene Ontology annotation, molecular function: nucleic acid binding. Bases 1 to 1905 code for a protein of 634 amino acids.
AUGGAGCAACUGCUUAGUGGCAUACCGGGCAUCUCAGUUUUCUUAGAUGACAUCAAGAUAUCUGCUGAAGACGAUGAAACACACAGGCAACGUAUCGAGGAAGUAUUGAAGCGUCUAGAUGAGCACAACAUGAGGGUAAACCUAGCAAAAUCCGAGUUUAUGAGCGAUCGGAUAUCUUAUUGCGGCUACGUCAUCGACAAACAUGGCAUACACAAAAUGUCGGAUAAGGUAAAAGCUAUUCAAAAUAUGAAGACACCAGUUAACAAAGACGAGUUUGAAUUCGAUUCCUCAUGCGAACGGGCGUUCCAAGAAGUCAAAGCACAAAUACAGUCCGACGUGGUCCUCACUCACUAUGACCCGAAGCGCCCACUGCUUCUAGCUGUGGAUGCCAGCCCCGUUGGAGUAGGCGCUGUGCUGAGCCAUCAAUUCGAAGAUGGUACUGAACGACCUAUCCAGGUUACCAAUGCUGUCCGCAACGAGAAUGCAACACUAUGCGCUGUUUUUAUCUGCAAGAAGUCCAAAGACAAUGGCAAGGCAGAUGCUAUGUCGAGGUUGCCGAUCAGGGACACAUAUCAAAACAUAGAUGAGGUAGACCUAGUGGAAGAGGAAGCAAUUGCUAAUUUACCUGUGACACGCGUGGAGUUGAGACAACAUACGGAGAAAGAUAAAAGCGUAAAUGAUUUAGUGCAAUGUCUAAAACACGGGCGCGAAUGUGAACCCCCUCAUCGUUUUGGUAUACCGCAAGCCGAAUUUACACUCCACGAUGGUUGUCUUUUACGGAGUAUACGAAUAUACAUUCCCAAGCCACUACGAAAAAGGGUGCUAGAUGAACUGCAUACAGCUCACUUGGGAAUGUCGGCGAUGAAAGCGUUGGGACGUACUUACUGCUGGUGGCCAGGGAUGGACAAGGAUAUUGACCAGUUGGUUUCAAAUUGUACAGAUUGCCAGAGCAUUAGAGCUGACCCUGCAAAAAUUAACCCGGUGCAUGUUUGGAUGAGACCAACGAAGCCAUUCGAAAGGGUGCAUGUUGACUAUGCUGGACCAUUCCUCGGUAAAUAUUUAUUUAUUUUAGUAGAUGCAUAUACAAAAUGGCCUGAGGCCCAUAUAAUGCCCAACAUGACCGCCUCAUGCACCGUACAAAAGUGUGAGGAAAUUUUCGCGACGUUCGGUAUACCCCAAAUACUCGUAUCCGAUCAUGGUACGCAGUUCAAUUCAGUAGAGUUCCAGACAUUUUUGAGAAGCAAUGGCAUAUUCCACAAACAAGGCGCACCCUAUCAUCCAUCCACUAACGGACAAGACGAGCGUGGGGCUAAUAUGCAAAGAGAACUGUCCACAAUCCUAAUGGCUUACCGUCGGGCCGUGCAUCCAGCAACUCAACAAUCACCGGCAGUCUUGAUGUUAGGGCGACAACUACAAUCUCGCCUUGACUUAUUAAAUCGGAAAGAGCCAAGAGAUCAAAACGAACGCAUACGUCCACAAAAGGAAUUUUUAGUGGGCGAAAGGGUGGCAAUAAGAGACUACCUGUCAGCUAACAAAUGGCGUUUUGGUCGCGUAGCACAGCGACAAGGUGAUUUACAUUACCAGGUACAAUUAGACGACAAUCGCACAUGGAAACGACACGCAGAUCAAAUGCGAAAGGUAGGCGAAGACUUAGUCGGCGUCGAGAGCAGCAACGUACGCAGCGACGGCGCUAUGGCAGCACGAAAGUCAAUAGAGGCGCACGCAUCACCACCGCGGCAGUGUGAGACAACACAGGCAGACUCCGAUAGUAAGCAGAACGAGAUAACAACUACGGCAGAAAGCAGCAACAAUGCUAGUAAAACAGCAGUGCUUGGAGAAGUACUACUACGUCGGUCAACGAGAGCUACUAAGCCACCGGAGCGUCUGCAGUACGAGCAUACCUAA